UGGUUUGGCUUCUAAACCCUAGCCGCCUGUUUCCCAAUUCCCAUUCUCUCUCUUUCUCAAACCCUACAAAAAACCCUAGCCUCCGCGCCCCCUUUCUCUCUCUGAAACCCCACAACAAAAACCCUAAUCACCACUCCUCUCUCUCUCUCUCUCUCUCUCUCUCUCUCUGAGGUGUCGAAAUCAGAAUUAAACCAUUUUAGAUGGCAUUUUGUAACAAGAUCGGCAGCCUGAUUAGGCAGGGGGCUUUGAUGAAUAACGGACCAGUUCCGGCAAUGCAUCUGCUUAAUUCCAUACGCUAUAUGUCAUCGACAAAACUUUUCAUUGGAGGUCUUUCCUAUGGCACUGAUGACCAAUCACUUAAAGAGGCAUUCAACUGCUUUGGAACUGUCACUGAAGCGCGGGUUAUAACCGACAGAGACACUGGAAGGUCAAGGGGGUUCGGAUUCAUAAACUUCGACAGUGAUGAAGAUGCCAAAACAGCCAUGUCUAGCAUGGAUGGCCAGGAAUUGCAUGGCCGGAACAUCCGCGUAAGCUUUGCUAAUGACAAACCCAGUGGUGGGUUUCGUAGUGGUUAUGGUGGUGCUGGUGGUGGUGGCGGCGGCAGCGGUAGUUUUGGUGGUGGUGGUCGAUACUCAGGCCAAGGUGACUUUUGAGGAGACUCGUGCGCCAGAGAUUUUUAUAUUACCUGUCAAUUUCUAUUGGGAUGCUGCUUGACUUUUUCCUUUUUUUUUUUGUUUCGCUGUUUUCUUUGAGUAUGCCAAGUAUAAUGUUUUCUAUGGAAUUGUUAAAACUGUUUGUGGACCCCAAACUGAUAACAUCUAAGUAAUUUAUUAUGGUGAGUUAACCUCUUA
Messenger RNA from Ananas comosus (pineapple), 851 nucleotides. Its product is annotated as glycine-rich RNA-binding protein 4, mitochondrial-like. The transcript is spliced from 5 exons. Lineage: Eukaryota; Viridiplantae; Streptophyta; Magnoliopsida; Poales; Bromeliaceae. The record is from RefSeq and is a predicted model, not a curated record. Gene Ontology annotation, molecular function: RNA binding. Bases 201 to 653 code for a protein of 150 amino acids.